This is a messenger RNA of Salmo salar (Atlantic salmon), 2167 nucleotides long. RefSeq names its product centrosomal protein CCDC61. The record is from RefSeq and is a predicted model, not a curated record. Gene Ontology annotation, cellular component: ciliary basal body. Lineage: Eukaryota; Metazoa; Chordata; Actinopteri; Salmoniformes; Salmonidae.
UUAUGCAUUCCCGGUUAAUGAACCGCUACAUUCAACAGUGGCGGCGGCUUCCAAACUGUCAGGUAUCAAAGAGGGGUGUACUCUUUCAUGCCAAAGACAUUAUCUGACUUCAUUCGGUAUUUCUAUUUUAUUUGGAGAAAAACAAUGCUAUCCAAGGUGUAGCAAUUUGGAAUCUGUGUUCGAGCACAUCACUACGGGUCUGUAGACGUUGGGACCAAAUCAGAGAGAUGGAGGUGGGCUCAGUGGUACAGGAGGACAUUACUUUCCGAGGAGUAGGGUUUGCUGUGAAGAUAGAACUAGAAGAAGGAUUGCUAAUAGUCGAGAUAUCUGACGCAAUGACAGCUGACCAGUGGAGGGGAGAGUUUGAUCCAGCCUACAUCGAAGACCUCACUCGCAAAACAGGCAACUUCAAGCAAUUUCCUAUCUUCUGCAGCAUGUUGGAAUCUGCUGUUAGUAAUACUAGUGAGUCUGUUACCCUUGACCUCUUGACCUAUGCUGACCUGGAGCUCCUGCGGAACCGGAAAGCUGGGGUUGUUGGUCGUCCGCGUGCCCAACAGCAAUCUCCUAACCUCAGUGCCAAAAGAUACCUCAUCCUUAUCUACACUGUUGAAUUUGACAGGAUCCACUACCCCCUGCCUCUGCCCUACCAUGGCAAGCCUGACCCUGCUGCCCUGCAGAAGGAGAUCAGAGCCCUGAAGACUGAGCUAAACGCCCUUGCCAAACAUGCAGGUCACAAACCAGCAGAGACAGAGAUACGCCGGUUACGGGCAGAACUCACCUUGGUGAGAGAAGAAAAGGAGGCCCUGACCAAGGCUCUGGAGCGUCUACAGAUAGUGGGGGCUGGCGCCACCCCUGGAGGAGGGGCUCGGGGGCUCAGAGAGGUGGUCAGGAGUUUAGAGGACCAGCUCCUCAGAGAGCGGGCCAAGAGUCAGCGCUCUGCCACCAAGAGGGGCCAGGAGCAGCGCCUCCUACUUGAGCAGUUGGAGGAGCUAAGAGCAUCAGAGCGAGCUCUCCGGAUUCGCGUUAAGAGUUUGACCAAUGAGCUGGCGUUGCUUAGGCGAGGGUUAGUCAAUCUAAGCAUUAGGUUGACCCCUGCUCUCUCUGGGCGCAGUGCCUCACGGGGUGAUGGGGAGAUCAGGCGCUCACUGUCCCGGGAGCGCAGUUUGGGACGUGUUGUGGUCAGGGCUCGCUCAGGGUCCAGGGAGAGGACAGAAGAGAGGGGUCGAAGGUCAGAAGGCCGUAGGGCAGACUCCUCAGGGCCCCGCUCGCAUGUUUCCAGACCCUCACCUUCUCCCACAGGUUCGCGAGCACCACGCUUUGACCCCACUGCAUAUAUCCAGGACAGACAGCGCCGACUGAGAGAGGGGGAGCUCAAAAACCAGAGGAAGGUCCGGAGGGACAUGCUAGCAUCGCCUGUUGUGGAAAGGGGCCGAUCUCGGUCCAGGGAGGCAUAUCCCCAGCUAACCAGGGCAGGCAGUGGGAGCAGAGGGAGGAGUUUAUCAAUGGAGAGUAGGAGGAGCAGACAGUCCUCUGUGAAUUCAUUGGUGGAGUUGGAUGAGUUGACAAGCGGAGGAAGGAAGCAGACCUACAAUGGUCCAACCAUGCCCAGAGGAGGAAAUUUGACCAGGAAGCCCCAUUGCAGCACUCCCACACGCAGGAUACGAUCAGACAAAGAGGGCUCCAUAGAUGGGGCUGACCUGUCUGAGAUCGAUGCCCGGUUGCAGGCCCUACAGGACUACAUGAGGGACCUGGACACGGGACACUAAAGCCAUCAAUUCUGCACACUCCCAAUCCGGACAAUAAGUUCUGACUUGUGUUUCCUGUGCUGCAAACUGAGACCAAGGACUACAAUUGGAGUCGACACUGUGACUAAACAAGACCACUGCACUACACCUAUGAUAUUUUUACACACAAGCAGACAUUAUCAACCGAUAGGCUUAUGCAAGUGCAAACACGGAUGCACGCACAGCUUAUUCUGUCGUCCUACGGCAGACAGUGCCUGUCUGUGGAUGAAGAUGCCACUGUGAAGGCUGUUAAGCCACAGUUUGUUGAACUUGAACUGAGUGACUGAUUUUUAUACUAUGGUUUUAUAACUCAUGCAUUGUGUAUGUUGUGACAGUAAUACCCCAUUUCCCUUUUUAUAAAACAAGUGAUUGAUGACUGCAAA